Molecule: messenger RNA, 1017 nt
Organism: Cyclopterus lumpus (lumpfish)
Lineage: Eukaryota; Metazoa; Chordata; Actinopteri; Perciformes; Cyclopteridae
Gene: aldh1a3
Product: aldehyde dehydrogenase 1 family, member A3
Exons: 9
Coding region: 1-1017 (338 amino acids)
Molecular function (GO): aldehyde dehydrogenase (NAD+) activity
Source: RefSeq, a predicted model, not a curated record
AUGCCUUUCCCUCGGAGAUGGAACUUCCCUCUGCUGAUGUUCAUGUGGAAGAUGGCCCCGGCCCUGAGCUGUGGAAACACUGUGGUCAUCAAGCCAGCAGAGCAGACCCCCCUCACGGCCCUCCACAUUGGAGCGCUCAUCAAAGAGGCAGGCUUCCCUCCUGGAGUUGUGAACAUUGUUCCUGGAUUUGGUCCCACAGCAGGAGCAUCCAUCGCCAGCCACAUGGACAUCGACAAAGUGGCCUUCACUGGCUCUACAGAGAUCGGCCAGCUGAUCAAAGAAGCAUCAGCCAAAAGUAAUCUGAAGAGGGUGACUCUGGAGCUGGGAGGGAAGAACCCCUGCAUUGUGUUUGCUGACUGUGACUUGCAGCUGGCUGUGGAGGAGACCCAGAAAGGAGCUGUAUAUAACCAGGGUCAGUGCUGCACGGCUGCAUCCCGUGUCUUUGUGGAAGAAAGUAUUUAUGAGGAGUUUGUGCGUCGCAGUAUAGAAACCGCAAAGAAGAUUAUCAUAGGAGACCCCCUGGACCCUCAGACAUCACACGGGCCACAGAUCAGCCGAAAACAGUUUGACAAGAUUAUGGAUCUGAUAGAGAGUGGGAAGGAGGAGGGAGCCAGGCUGGAGUAUGGAGGAGCAGCUGUGGGCGAGAAGAGUCUCUUCAUUCAACCCACAAUCUUCUCUGGGGUCAAAGACCACAUGCGCAUCGCCAAGGAAGAGAUCUUUGGUCCUGUCCAGUGUAUAUUCAGCUUCAAAAGGCAGCAGGAGGCCAUAGAGAGAGCAAACAAUUCAAAAUAUGGCCUGGUGUCAGCAGUCUUCACAACCAGUAUGGACAGAGCUCUGUCUGUGUCCGCCGCCCUGGAGACGGGCACCGUUUGGAUAAACUGCUACAAUGCCCUUCAUGCCCAGACUCCCUUUGGAGGGUAUAAGAUGUCAGGCAACGGACGAGAGCUGGGAAAGUAUGCUCUGGCCGAGUACUCGGAGGUCAAAGCAGUGACCAUCAAGCUGAGUGAAACCCUGUGA